This is a messenger RNA of Enterobius vermicularis (human pinworm), 1530 nucleotides long. The record is from the annotation of a GenBank genome assembly. NCBI's taxonomy places the organism in Eukaryota, Metazoa, Nematoda, Chromadorea, Rhabditida, Oxyuridae.
AUGUUUCAAGAAAAGAGUUGUAAAAUUAGAUGGGAAAAAAUCUUUUCUUUAGUUUUUAUCUUUGUUUCAGAAUAUGGAUGUUGUUCAGAAGAAGAGGAACGACUAAUGACUGAUUUAUUUCGCGGUUAUAAUUCAUUGAUACAACCGAUUCGUAACUCAACAGAUUAUCCGUUGCUUGUAAAAAUGACUGUACAAUUGGUUUACAUCAUCAAUGUGGAUGAAAAAAAUCAAAUAAUGCACACCAAUGUAUGGUUAACAAUUAAAUGGGACGAUUUUCAAAUGAAAUGGAAUCCUGUAAACUAUGGUGGUAUAAAAGAUAUUAGAGUUGCACCAGAAAAAGUUUGGUUACCAGAUAUAGUACUGUUUAACAAUGCUGACGGUAAUUAUGAGGUAUCAUUUAUGUCUAAUGUGGUCAUUAAGCAUACCGGUGAAAUGCUUUGGGUACCACCAGCAAUCUACAAAUCUUCAUGCAUUAUUGAUGUAGAAUUCUUUCCAUUUGACGAACAGCAGUGCCAUCUAGUUUUUGGUUCAUGGACGUAUAGUGAAAAAGAAAUAACCAUGGGCUUUGUGGAAGGCGAAUAUGUGGAUACAUCAGAAUAUAUGUUAAGCUCAAUUUGGGACUUGAUUGACGCUCCAGCGAGUUUAGUUAAAAAUCGAUCUUGGAUUGAAUAUCAAGUUCGGAUAAGACGUAAAACACUUUUUUAUACGGUGGUUUUGAUUAUUCCAACAGUUCUGAUGGCUUUUCUUAGUAUGGCUGUUUUCUACUUACCUACUGAUUCAGGAGAAAAAAUGACUUUAACAAUAUCAGUUUUACUUUCUAUUGUUGUCUUCUUGUUGCUGGUAUCAAAAAUUCUACCUCCCACAUCCUCAACUAUCCCUUUGAUGGCAAAAUAUUUGUUACUUACUUUUGUGCUCAAUGUCAUUACUAUUUUGGUCACUGUUGUUAUUAUUAACGUUUAUUUCCGCGGUCCAACUACACAUCGUAUGCCUCCAUGGGUUCGGCGAAUAUUUCUUCACGUAAUGCCAAAAUUUUUGUGUUUGCAAAGGCCAAAGCAAACUUUGCGAAAACUGAUGCAUGCAAAUGGAAAAUCGGCAACAAAGUCCUCAGGACGUAUGCAACAUUUUGUUUUGAAUCCAGCUGUUCAUCAUCCGUUUUGUCCAUCGGCUGAGGAAAAUAGGCUGAAUCGAGCCCCAACCAUUGAACUUACGCAUGUUGACAGUGUUCAAGAAUUGGUUCGUGAUCCAACGACAAGUUCAUUUUAUCCAUUAAGCCAGGAAGCAGUGCGAGCCAUUGAUGCUAUUGAAUAUAUUACUGAUCAUCUAAAGCAAAAUGAGGAAUUUAAAAUGCAACGAGAUGAUUGGAAAUAUGUGGCAAUGGUAAUCGAUAGGUUUCUUCUAUAUGUAUUUGCUGGUAUUACCAUUGGUGGUACAGUUGGAAUUCUUGGUUCAGCUCCGUAUAUCUUACAAAGUGUAGAUCAAAAGAAAAUCCUUACUGAGCUUAGAACAUUGUAUUCUGCCAAAGAUUUAUAA